Pleurotus ostreatus (oyster mushroom) is the source of this 1413-nucleotide messenger RNA. RefSeq lists its product as uncharacterized. Gene Ontology annotation, biological process: proteolysis. NCBI's taxonomy places the organism in Eukaryota, Fungi, Basidiomycota, Agaricomycetes, Agaricales, Pleurotaceae. The record is from RefSeq and is a predicted model, not a curated record. Gene Ontology annotation, molecular function: aspartic-type endopeptidase activity. The coding region runs from base 1 to 1413 and encodes 470 amino acids. The transcript has 11 exons.
AUGUUUUUUGCUAUUUUUGCUGUCGUUUUCUUGUCCGUUCUUGAAGGCGUUUUGACAGCGCCUUCACAUCUGAAGGCUGCCGGGCAGCAGUACAGUGCCGGACACAAAAUCAAACUUUCACGUCGCUCAUUACAUCAAGGACCACCUAACAUGCAACACAAUAAUCCCCAACUAUUCCAAUCUGAUGUGGCAAUGGUGGAACUGGCAAGUGUUGAGGCCAAGUACCAAGCGGCCAAAUUACUUCUUGAUGCCGGUAAAGACAGGAGCUUGCCCUCUGGCUGCACAGGAAUCACCCCCCUACAAGACAAAAAUAUACCCUCUCCGUCGAAUCCUUCCCUGACAACACCCUCACAAAUCACCGAGUCUAUCGAAGACAUAUUUGAGCCCGUACUUGGGGGGUCCAAAACGACCACGGAGCCAUUGAAAGACUUCGCGCCAUACGGUCUCGACCUGUUAUAUUAUGGUGAAAUGUCAUUUGGAACGCCGGCGCAAGAAUUGACGGUAGACAUCGAUACGGGUUCCGCGGAUCUCUGGGUACCGGUGAAUUGUCCGCGCUGUGCAAACACACAGUUCGAGCCUGAGCGUAGUUCCACGUACAAGAAUGAAAACAAAAAGUUCCAAAUAAACUAUGGAUCUGGCGAUGCGUCCGGCACCCUCGCGAGCGACACGGUCAGCGUUGGCAGCGUCACCGUGUCCAAACAGGCGUUUGGUGCUGUGAACAGAUUGUCGAAAGAAUGGAAUAUGUAUCCCAAUGACGGUCUCAUCGGUCUUGCAUUCAGUUCCAUAGCUUCAAGUCAACAACCGACCUUCUUCGAGAAUUUGAUCAUGCAGAAGGCAGUCGCUGCUCCAUUAUUCUCAGUUCACCUAGGGAGGCGAAAUCCCUCAGGUUCCGAGGUUUGCUUCGGUUGCGUAGAUCAAUCGAAAACUACAGGUUCGAUUACAUGGAUACCCGUCACUUCAAGGACAUACUGGACUGUGGCAAUGUCUGGAUUCGCGGUUGGUGAGAAAACGACAGAGGUAGAAGAUGUGGUUGCGGCCAUCGACACUGGCACAACUCUUAUAUACCUUCCAAACGAAGUCGCUAUGGAUCUUUACGACCAGAUCCCUGGUUCGCAGUCCCUAGAAGAUCGUUAUGGACCCGCAUUCUAUAGCUACCCUUGCGACUCGAAUGUCGACGUUGGUGUAGUAUUCAGCGGCAAAGUGUUCUACAUUAACAGUGCAGACUUCAAUCUUGGCCGAGUGGAGGAAAAUUCAACGGAAUGCGUCGGUGGGAUCCUGCGAAUGACCGGUGGGUUUCCGAACAAUCUCGCAAUUAUUGGGGACGAAUUCUUGAAGUCAUGGUAUUCAGUCUACGAUUAUUCGGGAACAGCACGAGUGGGUUUCGCACCCAGCGUAAAUAAUAAGAGUAGAUAG